Emiliania huxleyi CCMP1516 is the source of this 886-nucleotide messenger RNA. RefSeq lists its product as hypothetical. Lineage: Eukaryota; Haptophyta; Isochrysidales; Noelaerhabdaceae. The coding region runs from base 85 to 495 and encodes 136 amino acids. The transcript has a single exon. The record is from RefSeq and is a predicted model, not a curated record.
CCCGUCUCGGCGGUGCUGUUCACGCCAGCCUCGCAGAUGCCGACGCCGGCCUCGCGGUUGGCCGUGCGGGCACCUGCAGCAACCAUGGCGGACAAGGUGUUCAAGCUCGGAGAGCUGGAGCUGGGCGCCGGCAAGGCAAAUGUGGCCUUCAAGCCGCUGAUGGACUCGAGCGAGGCGGUUGUCGUGAGGUACAAGCUGCCAUUCGGGCUAAAUGCCGAGGAACAGGCAGGUCGGGUUGUCGUGACGCAGGACGGCGCGGGAGGCGAGCGCGUCGGGGACGUGCUGCGUUUCACGACAAGGUGGUCGCUGGGCUUGCCACAGGGCGGCGGGCUUGUCUCGACAGCAGCCAGCUUCGGAGGGGCCAUCGGCUGGCAACUCUCGCUCUUUGACGUCGCGAAGGCACGCAACUUCGACGAAGUGGUAGAGGCGCUGACCUCAAACACAGAAGACCGCACCAACCAGGUGACGCUCAUCUUCGAGCGCCCCACCGCCUAGUAGCUCCACCGCCUCCCUGUCGGCCGCGUCCCCGCGCGGCAGGGUCCGCACGGAGCAAGUGGUGCCGCGGCUCGCCGAGACGCCCCAGGUGGCUCCCGGGCCCGGCAUCUCGUGUGACGUGUCCUCGCGCCUCUCUCCAUGCUACCGCGUACCGGUAUAGCUACAUACACACACAUGGGUCCCUUGGGCAUGCGCAUUUGUGCUGUCAUGGGGCGCGCGGAAAAGCGAGUAAUGGAAAUCUCUACGCAAGAACAGGAGAUCGUUGGGGUAGAGAUAGUAGAUUUUAAGACUGGUGGAGAUCCUACUGACGUAGCCGCCCCAUUCCCAGCCUGUGGCGAGUUGGAACACAAAACCUGCCUGGGAGUUGUUGAAGUUUCAGGAGGUUUCCAUU